This is a messenger RNA of Aegilops tauschii subsp. strangulata, 949 nucleotides long. RefSeq names its product probable NADPH:quinone oxidoreductase 2. NCBI's taxonomy places the organism in Eukaryota, Viridiplantae, Streptophyta, Magnoliopsida, Poales, Poaceae. The record is from RefSeq and is a predicted model, not a curated record. Gene Ontology annotation, cellular component: cytosol. Gene Ontology annotation, molecular function: oxidoreductase activity; FMN binding.
GGUUGGUGAGUCGGUCGGGUCUUGUCCGAUAAGGCGGCACAAAAGCCAAAGGACCACUGCACCAGAUCAACGUUUUCUUCAUUCAGUCAUUUUCAUAUCUGCUUGUGUGCUCCGGCUACCAGGCUGCUGCAUCACGCAUGGCAGCUCCGACGGCGCAGCCGCCGCCAAGGACCGUCCUGCGGGUGGCGGCGAUCUCCGGCUCGCUGCGCAGGGCGUCGGCCAACACCGGCCUCAUCCGCGCCGCUGCGGAGAUUUGCAGGGAGUCCAUCCCGGGCCUGCAGGUCGACUACGUCGACAUCUCGGAGCUGCCGCUGCUCAACACCGACCUCGAGGCCGACGGCGGGUUCCCGCCGGCCAUCGAGGCGUUCCGCGACAGCGUCCGCCGGGCCGACUGCUUCCUCUUCGCCUCGCCCGAGUACAACUACUCCAUUUCAGGCCCUCUGAAGAACGCGCUGGACUGGGGAUCACGGCCGCCCAACUGCUGGGCCGACAGAGCCGCGGCGAUGCUGAGCGCGUCGGGCAGCACCGGCGGCAGCCGGUCGCAGUACCACAUCCGGCAGGUCGGGGUGUUUCUCGACAUCCACUUCAUCAACAAGCCGGAGGUCUUCACCAAGGCACACCUGCCCCCGAAAAAGUUCGACGCAGACGGCAACCUGAUCGACUCAGAGACCAAGGAGCAGGUCAGGAAGAUGCUCCUGUCGCUGCAAGCCUUCGCCCUCAGGCUCCAGGGCAAGUCUGCAGACUCUGUUUGAACAGGGGAACUGAUGCCUCCGUUCGUUUCUUCAGGCCAAUGCUAGUGCUCUGCUCAUUAAUUAGAUUGUAUGAGCAGAUCGUCACAAACUCCACAUGCCAAAUCCAUAUACUCCUUGAUGCUCCAUGAUAUUUGGAAUAAUUCUUCAUCUGCGACUGAACAUUUCGGUGGCACAUUACUGCAAAUCUAUUUUUAUUA